GGCCGGGGCCAAGAUGGCGGAACCCUAGGAAAUGAACCUGCGGCGGCGGUAGCCGAGGCUGUGAAGAAGGCGGAGGAGUGACGACAUCUACGCCCUAGGUCAGCGGCGGUGGAGUGUGACCGGGCGCCAGCUCCCAGGUCGCAGAGAGUGACCCGCAGUGGAGCUCGCUUCUCGCAGCUGGAGAACUGAGGGAGAGAAGGUUGCUGGGUGGGGGAAGCUGCCUCCCUCUGCUUGGCGGGGCUGAGGGGGCCAGAGUCCAAGGCGUCCCUGGUCACCCCGGCUUCCCCGGAGCCCCAGGUCUGGAGACAUGACCCGAGAGUGCCCUCCCCCGGCACCGGGGCCCGGGGCUCCGCUGAGCGGGUCGGUGCUGGCGGAAGCAGCAGUGGUGUUCGCCGUAGUGUUGAGUAUCCACGCAGCUGUGUGGGACCGGUACUCGUGGUGCGCCGUGGCCCUCGCAGUGCAGGCCUUCUACGUCCAAUACAAGUGGGACCGGCUGCUACAGCAGGGAAGCGCCGUCUUCCAGUUCCGUGUGUCUGCAAACAGUGGCCUACUGCCCGCCUCCAUGGUCAUGCCUUUGCUUGGACUAGUCAUGAAGGAGCGCUGCCAGGCUGCGGGGAACCCAUUCUUUGAGCGCUUUGGCAUUGUGGUGGCAGCUACUGGCAUGGCAGUGGCCCUCUUUUCAUCAGUGUUGGCGCUGGGUAUCACUCGCCCGGUGCCCACCAACACUUGUGUCAUCUCAGGUUUGGCUGGAGGUGUCAUUAUUUAUAUCAUGAAGCACUCGCUGAGCGUGGGUGAGGUGAUCGAAGUCCUGGAAGUCCUGCUGAUCUUCGUUUAUCUCAACAUGAUCCUGCUAUAUUUGCUGCCCCGCAGCUUCACCCCGGGGGAGGCGCUGCUGGUAUUGGGUGGCAUUAGCUUCGUCCUCAACCAGCUGAUCAAGCGUUCUCUGACUGUGGUGGAAAGCCAGGGGGACCCAGUGGACUUCUUCCUGCUGGUGGUGGUGGUAGGGGUGGUGCUCGUCGGCAUCUUCUUCAGCACCCUCUUUGUCUUUAUGGACUCGGGCACCUGGGCCUCCUCCAUCUUCUUCCACAUCAUGAGCUGCGUGCUGGGCCUUGGCGUGGUCCUACCCUGGCUGCACCGGCUCAUCCGCAGGAAUCCCCUGAUCUGGCUUCUUCAGUUCCUCUUCCAGACAGACACCCGCAUCUACCUCUUAGCCUAUUGGUCUCUGCUGGCCACCUUGGCCUGCCUGGUAGUGCUGUACCAGAAUGCCAAGCGGUCAUCCUCCGAAUCCAAGAAGCACCAGGCCCCUACCAUUGCCCGGAAGUAUUUCCACUUCAUUGUGGUAGCCACCUACAUCCCAGGUAUCAUCUUUGACCGGCCAUUGCUCUAUGUGGCCGCCACUGUAUGUUUGGCAGUCUUCAUUUUCCUAGAGUACGUGCGCUACUUCCGCAUCAAGCCCCUGGGUCACACUCUGCGGAGCCUCCUGUCCCUCUUCCUGGAUGAACGAGACAGUGGACCACUCAUCCUGACACACAUCUACCUGCUCCUGGGCAUGUCUCUUCCCAUUUGGCUGGUCCCCAGACCCUGCACACAGAAGGGUAGUCUGGGGGGAGCGAGGGCCCUAGUGCCCUAUGCUGGCGUCCUGGCCGUGGGUGUGGGUGAUACUGUGGCCUCCAUCUUCGGCAGCACCAUGGGGGAAAUCCAUUGGCCUGGAACCAAAAAGACUUUCGAGGGGACCAUGACGUCUAUAUUUGCACAGAUCAUAUCUGUAGCUCUGAUCUUAAUCUUUGACAGUGGAGUGGACCUAAACUACAGUUAUGCUUGGAUUUUGGGGUCCAUCAGCACUGUGUCCCUCCUAGAAGCGUACACUACACAGAUAGACAAUCUCCUUUUGCCUCUCUAUCUCCUGAUAUUGCUUAUGGCCUAGCUGUUGUGCAGCAGCAGUGAUGGAGUUAACAAGGACAUGGGGAGGAUGAACAGUCCCCACAACAGCCAGCCACUUGGGCAUGAGAAACCAAGAGGUGAAAAGCAGAUUUAAUUUUUCAGUUGAUUCAGAUUUAAAAUUAAAAAAAAG
Messenger RNA from Cynocephalus volans (Philippine flying lemur), 2071 nucleotides. RefSeq names its product dolichol kinase (gene DOLK). Bases 308 to 1924 code for a protein of 538 amino acids. The record is from RefSeq and is a predicted model, not a curated record. NCBI's taxonomy places the organism in Eukaryota, Metazoa, Chordata, Mammalia, Dermoptera, Cynocephalidae. Gene Ontology annotation, cellular component: endoplasmic reticulum membrane. Gene Ontology annotation, biological process: dolichyl monophosphate biosynthetic process. Gene Ontology annotation, molecular function: dolichol kinase activity. The transcript has a single exon.